This is a messenger RNA of Lobosporangium transversale, 1854 nucleotides long. Its product is annotated as Alpha/Beta hydrolase protein. Lineage: Eukaryota; Fungi; Mortierellomycota; Mortierellomycetes; Mortierellales; Mortierellaceae. The transcript has 2 exons. The record is from RefSeq and is a predicted model, not a curated record. The coding region runs from base 65 to 1819 and encodes 584 amino acids.
CCGCAAACUUUCUCACACACUCUCUUUUCCUUCCUUCCUUCCUUGUAGUUUCAACUCAAACGAAAUGCCUCUUGCGCCGCAUGUGACUAUACCUGGUUGUGGUGUUGUCAGGGGUGUUCGAGUCCAAGGACAACCUUCUGUUGCACAAUUUCUUAACAUCCCCUACGCUACCGUUCCUGAGCGCUGGCGACCCGCUGUCAAGGCCACUCCAUGGACCGGUGUUCGCGAUGCUUCUAGACAAGGACCCGUAUGCCAGCAGCCUAAAAGCCCGAAUGCGAUAGUUAGCAUGGCCAGUCCAGAUUUUGAUGAGGACAAUGAAGAAGAAUACGCAAAAGUUUAUAGCGAGAAACAUUGCUUAAAUCUUAACAUUUACGCACCAUAUGACCAUCUGCAGGAUAAAAGCGGUAAUAAACCAAGCUCAUCCAAGCCAUUGAUCCCAGUCAUGGUCUGGAUCCACGGCGGAGGAUUCAAGGAUGGAAGCAAUGCGAUGGAUAUGUAUGAUUCUUCCAACUUUGUGGCUCACUCGAUCCAUAAUGUAGGACGACCUGUCAUUGUAGUUGUGAUCAAUUACCGUCUCAACUAUUUUGGGUUCCUGGCUUCUGCAGAGUUGGUACAGGAUGUACAAUCCGACAAGCGGCUGCCAUCAAGCAGUAGCGAGAAGGCUGUAGGGAACUGGGGGUUACUAGAUCAAAAGAUUGCACUUGAGUGGGUACAGGAUCACAUUGAGGCCUUUGGUGGUGACCCCAAAGAUGUCACAGCGUUUGGAGAGUCUGCAGGAGCAGCAUCGAUUGGAUAUCAUAUGGCCAUCCCAUCUCAUCAUGGCUUAUUCCAACGAGCAAUCUUGCAAUCCGGCGCCACGACCACGAUGCCUGCAGGUCGUCCCUUGUUCGAAGGCCAACGUCGGUUUGAUCAACUGUGUCAACAUUUUGGACUCCUUCGUCCCGAUCUCACGCCCGCACAGAGACUGGAACAUCUUCGGAAGAUGUCCGCAAAGGAGCUGGUCACUGCUGGAGACCAUGGCAAGACCGGUAUGUUUACUCCAACAAUUGAUGGUGUUCUAAUCAAGAGUGAUGUUCGUGAGUGGAUUCAUGAUGCUACCCGAUAUGAUCCAGGUCUCAAGGCUGUGAUGUUGGGUGAUUGUCGAGAUGAGGGCAAAAUGUUUGUUCCUGAAUUAGGAUGUAAAUCUUUAAAACACUGGCCAAGGUUUAAGGCAAGAUACUGUCCUCCAGGCGAAGAGAAAGAGUUUGAAGCUAUAUAUGGCGAACCAAAGACAAAUGAAGAGGCUGCGGAUAUUUCGGCAGUCGUUAUUAGCGAUUCUGUGUUUUUGUAUCCGAUCCAUGCCACUAGCGCGUCGCUUUUGCAGCAAGUGAAGCAUAAAGAACAGGGGCAAGAACCUGCGAUUUCUCGUGAUGUGGUUCGCUUCCAUUUUGAUCGUCCUCUCAAGGUAGUUGAAGAUAUGGGAAUGGGGCUUGGAGCGCAUCAUGCGGUGGAGCUGCCCUUCUUGUUUGGUUCAGAUAUUUACUUGGAUUUAAUGACAGAGGAAGAGAAGGCACUGUCAAAGCAGAUGAUGACCUUGUGGAUCUUGUUUGCUUGGGGUGAAACGAGUCGUCAGCACAGCUUGAAAAACGGAUUAGAUUCACUCUUGCCUGCGGAUGUAGGCGUCCAAAGAAAGGAAGCAUUGGUCUUCACAGAGAAUUGUACAGUGGAGAAGACGCUCGUUGAGCGGCUAGAUGCAAGGACAUUGGCGUUUUGGCGCCGUAGCGAAGCUUGGAUCAAGGCGAAACGCGAGAAGCAAUCGUCUCCGGGAGCCAAGCUUUAAUCAUUCAAUCAAUAAAAUUUUAUCUUUUCGCAGAG